AAUUAAUCGCAGCCAAUUCGCGUCUGUUGAAGUGCCGGUCUUGCGAUAUGUUUCCGUCGGUAGAAGUGCGUUGUUCAUAAUAUCACUAUCAGUCGCCUCGGCUUUAUUCUAAAUCUUGUACAUCAGUCAUGGAUUCGAGACCAUUUCCACGCAAAGCUCGGUUGGGAGUUAUCGUACCGUCAUCAAAUACAGCACUGGAACCGUUAACGCAGCAAAUGAUUCUCAGUCUUGCACAGGAGGGAAUAAAAGCUAGCCUCCAUUUUGCGAGAUUCCGCGUUACGAAGAUCGAACUCUCUGACGAUUCAAAAUCCCAAUUUACCCUGGAGUCAAUGCUUGAGGCAGCGGGACUAUUAGCCGAUGCGAAAGUCGAUAUCAUUGGCUGGAGCGGCACAUCCGCAUCCUGGCUCGGGUUUUCUUCCGAUGACACUUUAUGUCAAAUGAUCGAGAAUACCACCGGCAUUCCAGCAACAUCAUCGGUCUUGGCAAUGAGGGAUAUCCUUCUUCGAAGCGUGGCUCCAGAAAUCGGCCUCGUGACACCAUAUAUAACAGAGGUUAAUGCUGCAAUUUGCGACAACUUUGCAAAAGAAGGGCUGUCUAUAGCAGGAACAAGAUCUCAAUGCUCCGGCUUGACGUCAAACUUUGAUUUCGCGGCUGUUCAAGAGCAAGAGUUGGAUGAAAUGGUCUCACAGGUUGUCACAAACGGGGCCCGGGUCAUUCUCAUCAUGUGUACCAACCUCGCGGCUGCACAAAGAGUGAUAUUCUGGGAAAGAAGAUAUUCUGUUACGGUUCUAGACUCAGUUGCAACCGUAUUGUACGGUAUGCUUCGACAACUUGGUAUAGAAACAUCAGGACUUGCUAGUGAGUGGGGUUCGUUAUUCAAUAUGAGAACAGAACCGGUCCACGACACAUAGAUAGUUGUAGUAGGAAACAAGCUAGCGGUAGAUACUGGUACUUAUUAGCAUAUGCUUGAGUUGUUGACAAUGUAUUUUCCGGU
Fusarium verticillioides 7600 is the source of this 994-nucleotide messenger RNA. RefSeq lists its product as hypothetical. The coding region runs from base 129 to 911 and encodes 260 amino acids. The transcript has a single exon. NCBI's taxonomy places the organism in Eukaryota, Fungi, Ascomycota, Sordariomycetes, Hypocreales, Nectriaceae. The record is from RefSeq and is a predicted model, not a curated record.